AUGAGACGUAUGACGACGCUUUCAACUGUUGUCAUUGCCACCAUAACAAUCCUAGUGGUAAUCGUCUCUCCUCCUUCAGCCCAUGGCCUAGGUGGCUCCGCUACCACAGUCGCCGUUAGCUACGGCUCAGCCAUCACCAUUUGUAGCAUAGUCGCCGGACAACAAACCCAGAGAAUUCAAUGCUUUCGAAACGGUCGAGUCACCACCAUUUACCCAGAUAUUUCCUUCGACUUCAUCGCCGGUGGCUAUGAAACUUUCUGCGGCAUAAGGUCCGGUGGGUUCAGCCUUCUUUGCUGGAACUCCUCCUUUCAACCCAAAAGGUUAUAUUAUAGCGAUUUUGUGCUACUUCAAGACCUAUCUGUUGGGGAUUUUCAAAUUUGCGCGGUAACAAAUGGUACACGAAAUGCAAGAUGCUGGAGAGGCGACGCCGUUUCGGUUCAGUUGCCAAUAGGGUCUUCAAAUAUUCGAUCUUUGUCAUCUGGGUUGGGGUUUUCUUGCGGAGUUUUGAUUAAUUCUAGUAGAGUUAUCUGUUGGGGUAGUAACCCAUUUGCUUCUGUUGUUCAGAACCAGUUCGGUAAUAUGCCGAUGAGGAAUAUUGCUGUUGGUGGGAGUCAUGCUUGUGGAUUGAACACAACUGGGUUUUUGAUUUGUAGAGGAAGAAAUGAUAAUGGUCAGUUGAAUGUUCCUUCAAAUUUGCCAUAUGAGUACUCUGGAUUGACACUUGGAGCCAAUCACAGUUGUGCAAUUCGAAGAUUGAACAAUACAGUGAUUUGUUGGGGUGGAAAUGGAAGUUUUUCAAGAAAUUUUACAGAAGGGGUUUCAUUUGAAUCUGUUGUUUCUGGGUUGGAUUUUAGUUGUGGAUUGACUACAAGUAAUUUUUCUAUAGUUUGUUGGGGGCCAGGUUGGUCUAAUGAUUCGUCUUCUUCAGGGAUUGAGCUUCCGUUGCCAAUGACUCUUCCAGGGCCUUGUGUUCAGGAUACAUGUGAUUGUGGUAUAUUUCCUGAGUCUCAGAUUCUCUGUUCUGGUAAUGGUAAUAUAUGUAGACCAUGUUAUUUUACACUUCCAAUCCCACCAACUUCACCACCACCACCACCAACGCAAACAUUUAGUCCCCCACCGGCUCGAUCUAAACGGCUAAGAACGGUUUUAUUGGCUUUUGCCAUUGUUGGAUCGGUUGGGGCUCUUUCAGGCAUUUGUACUAUAAUUUACUGCUUGUGGACUGGUAUUUGUUGUGAGCACAAGAAAAUUUAUAAUUCAGUUCAACCUACUAUUACUAGUUCUAAUGCUGUUCAAGCGUCUAAUAGUAGUCCACCUUCAAGAUCAUCCACUCUUAGACGCCAGGGCUCGAGGUUGAUGAGGCGCCAGAGGAGUGGAACAUCAUCUAAACACACGGAUAUAGCUGAAGAAUUUAUGUUUUCGGACCUUGCUGCUGCCACCAAUGAUUUCUCCAUGGAGAACAAGAUUGGGGCUGGUAGCUUUGGUGUUGUCUAUAAAGGAAAAUUAUGUGAUGGGCGUGAGGUUGCGAUAAAAAGGGGUGAGACAAGUUCUAAGACAAAGAAGUUUCAAGAGAAAGAGAGUGCAUUUGAAUCAGAAUUGGCAUUCUUGUCUAGGCUUCACCACAAACACUUGGUCAGGCUUGUUGGUUAUUGUGAAGAGAGGGAUGAGAGGCUCUUGGUCUAUGAGUAUAUGAAGAAUGGAGCAUUGUUUGAUCAUUUACAUGACAAGAAUAAUAUGGAAAAGAGUAGCAGUUUAGUGAAUUCCUGGAAAAUGAGGAUUAAAAUUUCACUAGACGCUGCUCGUGGCAUUGAAUAUCUCCACAAUUAUGCAGUGCCACCUAUAAUUCAUCGAGAUAUUAAGUCCUCAAAUAUAUUGCUUGACGCGAAUUGGACUGCUAGAGUGUCUGAUUUUGGAUUGUCAUUGAUGGGACCGGAGUCUGGAGUUGACUAUAGGCUGAUGAAGGCAGUUGGGACAGUUGGGUACAUUGAUCCAGAGUCCUAUGGACUCAAUGUCUUAACAGCCAAGAGUGAUGUCUAUGGUUUUGGAGUAGUAUUGCUUGAGAUUUUGACAGGAAGGAGAGCAAUAUUCAAGAAUGAUGAAAAUGGGGGUGCACCAAUGACCUUGGUCGACUAUGCAGUACCAGAAAUUGUGGCUGGUGAUUUGGCAAAGAUUCUGGAUCCGAGGGUUGGGCCGCCGGGGAUAAAUGAAGCAGAGGCGGUCGAGUUGGUGGCAUACACUGCAAUGCAUUGUGUGAAUCUGGAGGGGAAAGAGAGACCAACCAUGGCUGACAUUGUUGCUAAUUUGGAGCGGGCAUUGGUUCUAUGUGAUGAUAGCCAUGGCAGCAUAUCUAGUGGUCCAAUCUCCAUAAUAUCAGAUUGAAAUUCAACCACCCAAAACAAGGAAAAAACUGGUUUUUGUUUAAAUUUUCUAAUUUUUAUUGGAUUUAUGUGGCAUUCUUUUUUGGAGUGUGAAGAAUAGGGUGUUUGAUCUAACAUAAGCUGUAGUACUGUAGGAUUUAGUGAAGACUGACAGCCACAAAAAGGAUUGAAUGAUUCAUUUUGUUUUUUCAAUGAAAG
Messenger RNA from Ilex paraguariensis (yerba mate), 2573 nucleotides. The record is from the annotation of a GenBank genome assembly. NCBI's taxonomy places the organism in Eukaryota, Viridiplantae, Streptophyta, Magnoliopsida, Aquifoliales, Aquifoliaceae.